Gymnogyps californianus (California condor) is the source of this 4380-nucleotide messenger RNA. It is a transcript of the gene STRIP2, whose product is annotated as striatin interacting protein 2. Gene Ontology annotation, cellular component: cytosol. Gene Ontology annotation, biological process: cytoskeleton organization. The annotation marks the transcript as partial. Lineage: Eukaryota; Metazoa; Chordata; Aves; Accipitriformes; Cathartidae. The record is from RefSeq and is a predicted model, not a curated record. The transcript has 21 exons.
CCGGCCCCGGGCAGGGCUCGGCCGGCCCAGCCCCAGCCCCAGCCCCAGCCCCAGCCCCCGGCGCAGCCCCAGCCCCAGCCCAAGAGCCGGGAGCUCUUCAGGAGCCAGCGGAAGGAGUCCGAGGGCUCGGUGGAUUGCCCCAACCUGGAGUUCGAAUACGGGGAUGCUGACGGCCACGGCGCCGAGUUAGCAGAGCUGUACAGCUACACCGAGGAGCCCGAGCUCAGCACCAACAGGAGAUGCUUCGAGGAGGAUUUUCACGCUCAAGUGCAGGGCAGGAGGUGGCUGGAGCUGGAUGGGGCUCAGCAGAAGGCCUACAUCAUGCGCCUGCUGGAUGGGCUGGAGGUGGUCAACAGGGACAAGCGGCUCAAAGUGGCACGGGCCAUCCUCUACCUGGCACAGGGCGUCUUCGGAGACUGCGAUAAUGAAGGUGAUGUCCUGCACUGGUCUCGGCACAACAGCUUCCUCCUGUACCAGCUGGGAACCUUCACCGCCUUCCUGGAGCUCCUCAACAUGGAGAUUGACAACAGCCAGGCCUGCAGCAGCGCCCUGAGGAAGCCGGCCAUCUCGCUGGCCGACAGCACGGAGCUCAGGGUGCUGCUCAGUGUCAUGUACCUGAUGGUGGAGAACAUCCGUGUGGAGCAGGAGAUGGAACCCCCCGAGUGGAAAACCUGCCGGGAGACCUUCAGGAUGGAGCUGAGUUUCCCCGUGCACACUGAAGAGCCGUUUGCUCUUCUGCUCUUCACGAUGGUGACCAAGUUCUGCAGUGGCCACGCUCCACACUUCCCCAUGAAGAAGGUCCUCCUCCUGCUCUGGAAGGUGCUUCUGUUCACGCUGGGUGGAUUUGAAGCCCUGCAGGCGAUGAAGGUGAGGAAGCGGGAGGAGCUGGGGCUGCCGCCCUUGCCGGAGGACAGCAUCCAGGUGAUGCGCAGCAUGCGCGCCGCCUCGCCUCCCACCUACUCCAUCGAGCUCAUGGAGCAGCAGCAGCAGAAGCGUGGUCACCGCAGCCGGAGGCCCCUGGUGAAGCAAGACAGUUUGGAUAUCUACAACGAGAGAGACCCCUUCAAGAAUGAUGAAGCAGGAGUCGACGAAGAGGAGAACGAUGAUGUGGACAGCGGGAUCGAGGGGGAACUGGACCUGAUGGAGCGGGAUGCGAUUAUCCCUGCGAUGCCUGCUCAGCGCCCACCUAUCGAAAGGGUGUCGUUCCCCAAAGGGCUCCCCUGGGCCCCCAAAGUCAGACAGAAAGACAUCGAGCAUUUCCUGGAAGCAAGCAGGAACAAAUUCAUCGGAUUCACGCUGGGACAAGACACCGAAACCCUGAUAGGGCUACCACGGCCCAUCCAUGAAAGCGUGAAGACACUGAAGCAGCACAAGUACGUUUCCAUCUCAGACAUCCAGAUCAAGAAUGAGGAGGAGCUGGAGAAGUGCCCCAUGUCUCUGGGGGAAGAGGAAGUCCAAGAAACCCCUUGUGAGAUCUUGUAUCGAGCAAUGUUGUACAAUCUCCCCCAGUAUAUGAUAGCUUUGCUGAAGAUCCUCCUUGCUGCAGCGCCCACCUCCAAAGCCAAGACUGACUCCAUCAAUAUCCUGGCAGACGUGUUGCCUGAAGAGAUGCCCAUCACUGUUCUUCAGAGCAUGAAACUGGGGAUUGACGUGAACAGACACAAAGAGAUCAUCGUGAAGAGCAUCUCGGCUUUGCUGCUGCUGCUCCUCAAGCACUUCAAGCUGAACCACAUCUACCAGUUUGAGUACGUGUCCCAACAUUUGGUGUUUGCCAACUGCAUCCCGCUGAUCCUGAAGUUCUUCAACCAAAACAUCAUGUCUUAUAUCACUGCCAAAAACAGCAUUUCCGUCCUGGAUUAUCCGCACUGUACAGUCUAUGAUUUGCCCGAGCUCACUGCAGAAAGCCUGGAAGCCGGAGACAACAACCAGUUCUGCUGGAGAAAUUUAUUCUCCUGCAUUAACUUGCUGAGGAUCCUCAACAAGCUGACCAAGUGGAAACACUCAAGGACAAUGAUGCUGGUAGUCUUUAAGUCAGCCCCAAUACUGAAACGGGCUCUGAAGGUGAAGCAGGCCAUGAUGCAGCUGUAUGUCCUCAAGCUGUUGAAAAUCCAGACCAAAUACCUGGGGCGCCAGUGGAGAAAGAGCAACAUGAAAACCAUGUCUGCCAUUUACCAGAAGGUGCGGCACCGCAUGAACGAUGACUGGGCUUACGGCAACGAUAUCGAUGCCAGACCAUGGGAUUUCCAGGCUGAAGAAUGCACACUGAGAGCCAACAUCGAAGCCUUCAACAGCCGGAGAUACGACAAACCUCAAGACUCAGAGUUUGCGCCGGUGGACAACUGCCUGCAGAGCGUGCUGGGACAGCGGCUGGAGCUCCCCGAGGACUUCCACUACUCCUACGAACUCUGGCUGGAGCGGGAGGUGUUUUCCCAGCCCAUUCGCUGGGAGGAGCUGCUGCACUACCAGUGAGAGCGACACCUUCACGGGCCCCUGGUCCCACCUCAAUAAGGACUCAAGGUGCUACAGGCUGAGGAAAGGAAGAUUAUUUUGGACCUGGGUGUUCUUAAGCACAGCUGGAAAAAAAUUACAGUCUUUCCACAGAGACCAAGCCUCUUUGUAUCUACCCAGACACCCCCGAGUGUGCAACUGCCAUCUUUUUGGAGGUCAUCCCUUUCCUGUGACUUCUUGGAGACCAUACGCUAUCAACGGACCUGCACAGAGGCCACGGACCAGGUUCCAGUGCCAUGCUAGUGGCAGUGUCAAGAGUGAGCUUAUCUGGUCUUUACUGCAGAUUGACACCAGUGUACGAGAGCUCAGAGUCCAGGUCUGUCUCUUAGCUUGGUUCACGCCUGUAACUUUGUUCUAAGAGUAUCUCAACUGUGAAAGGUUUUCAUCUCUCCCGAAUGCCCCACGCUGUGCCCAAUUUGUUUUCAUUUAUUCAGUUAUGGCUGUCCGAUAAUGUGCUUCAAACACCCUACUGCCACGAACAAGCUGUCCUGCUUUGCUAAUGAAGCUGAAAAUAAGAAAUACGUGGCACUGUCUGUGACAGUCGCGAUCAGAGGUGGCAGGUUGACUUGGCCAAAGGAGACAACGUUACCUCUUGGCCCUGGGCUGGCAUUGCUGCUGCUGGGAUUAGACAGCCCAGCUUACCCAGGCUUGCUUCCACAACUGACAAUUUUUGCGUUGUUCACCAAGAACAGUAAUCCAUUACCUUUUCACCGUUCCACUUCCCUCCACCACUCCGUUCACUUACCAUUUGUAUUAGAGUAAAAUGAUGGGUAAGCUGUGCAGUGUUUAGAGCUGUAGAGAAGGUUGAUUGCCACAUUUCUCUCCACCUGAUUGUUUUUGAAGGAUAAUUAGUGCAGAUAGCUUUCUUUAGCUCUUCUAACCCUGGAGGAAACAGUAAAUGCCACAUUAAAUAACCUAAUUUGUACACAGAUUUUUGGUUAUUUGGGGGAUGUUUGUGCCAAGUCUGAAAGUGGGGAGGAAAAGUGCUUUGGUAGACAAUUUAUUGCCAUCAUAUGAGGAAAAGAGCAGGCACUGUGGUCCAUAACUUUCAUAAUGAAUAGCAUAUUGAGCUGUAAAUUUUCUAUAAGGUCCAUGCAAACGCUGCACUUGGGUAAAGCUGCGUUGCAUGAGGAUGGCAGCUGAAGGCAGGGUGGAAACCCUUGUGGGCUGACCUGCUGAAUGAAUCUCAGCCCUUGGUACCACGCAGGGUGACAGUCCCUUCUCCUCGGCCAACGGUGCCACCUGAGGGCUGCACUGAAAAGGCAGGUUGGGCUUCACAGUACUUUCUUUAGUAUUAUGAUGGAGCCUGCAAACUAUAAUCUUUCUCUACAAAAUUUUAUUAGUCCAGCACAGGGAAUCCUGGAUCUAAGCUCCCCAUGAAAGCAGGAGUUCGGCUUUUGUCAAGGAAGCAUGUGUUCAUAUAGUGCAGGCAAGCACAUAGGCCAUACUGUUAUCGAUACAUCAAGCACACAAGUGAUAAAACCACAAGUAGUUGUUAUGACAGGAUUUGUGCUUAUUGCUGUGGAAUUAAACUGAGAAUGUUUCCUUAAUGGGGUUUGUAAAAGGCGCUUUUCAUAGAAACAGCAUUAGUAAACCUGCUCACCUUUUAAAAUAUGCUUUGUUCAAAAUAAACCAGAGCAACUUUUAAAGCAUAUACACUUAAGCUUUUUUCUUCCUGCGCCUUAAUUUAAAUGCUUCCUUUGCUGCUUUUUUUGGUUUUAAAGGACAAAAACAUCCCCCACAAACCAACCUAUUAACUCAGCUCUCACCCCGGCCCCUAUCCACUCUCUCUCUGCUGAGGAAAGGCCUUCUGUCUGACAUACUUUGGAUGUUCUAUUCUGAUGUAUCUAUAGAACUCCUGGGCUGUAGAUG